Messenger RNA from Dimorphilus gyrociliatus, 1035 nucleotides. NCBI's taxonomy places the organism in Eukaryota, Metazoa, Annelida, Polychaeta, Dinophilidae. The record is from the annotation of a GenBank genome assembly.
GAUGGCGCCAUAGUAAUAUAGCAUUUGGAAGAUUUUACCGGAAAUUAAAAUAACUAACAAGACCAAGAUGACAAAUCAUGAAAAUUGGAUGGGAAACUUACCCGACAAGUUUCAUAAUAUGCCACUAAAUAAGAUUGCUAUUCCAGGAUCUCAUAACUCCAGUUCAAGCACAUUGAAAAAAUCAAAUAAUAUAUCCCCUGAUCAGCCAUCAGCAAUAAAAAACUUAGGGACUUUUGUGAAACCUAUUGUUUAUAACUGGUCAGUUUGUCAGGACAAGAGUAUCACGGAUCAAUUAAAAUUAGGAAUAAGAUAUUUAGACAUAAGAGUCUGUACUAAUGGAAACACCGAUGAACUCUUUACUUUCCAUGGUCUAUUUAGUCAAACUAUUGAAUCAUUGCUGAUAGAAGUUCGAGAAUUUUUAGAAAAUCAUUCAAAGGAAGUAGUAUUCUUAGAUUUUAAUCACUUCUGUGAAGUAUCUAAUGAUCAGCAUGAGAAAUUGGUAAAAAUGAUAGAAGACUAUAUGAAUCCUUUCAUAUCCGUGAGUAAUUAUACCAUUGAGAGUAUUUGUUUAAAUGGCUUAUGGGAAAAGAAAAUCCAAGCUCUCGUCUUUUAUCAAAGUGAAAAGGUCAAAAACUGUAAAUUUUUGACGAGAAAUUCUAUAAUUAGUCCUUGGGCUAAUACAGAGGAAUUUGAAGAACUACUCCCAUACCUUCAAAUUAUGCUGGAAGAUGAUAGUAGAAAGGAUCGUUUUCACGUUUGUCAAAUGAUUCUAACACCUAAAACCGAUACUGUUUUGAAAGGAUUAUUAUCAAAUUUAAGAUCGAAAAUGUGUACUCCCUAUUUUGAAAAAAUGAUAAAUUGGAUGAAUGAUCAGUAUACUGGAUACGAUCAUGGUCUUAAUAUUGUUAUCAGAGAUUUUAUAGAUGAACAGUUUACGGAUAAAGUUGUCAAGUUGAACUAUGAAAAAUGUCUUUAUGAAUAAAUUAUGAAAAUUUUACUAAUAAAAUAGUUUUCUAAUAAACUUACUACACUUAC